This is a messenger RNA of Staurois parvus, 358 nucleotides long. The record is from the annotation of a GenBank genome assembly. Lineage: Eukaryota; Metazoa; Chordata; Amphibia; Anura; Ranidae.
UUUGAGAAACUUCUUUUCACUUCCUGCUCUGGAGGUAAAACAGGAAGUGAGAAAAUCUCCAAAGUAAGAGAAAAUCUUUUAAAAGGUUGUCCAAGAACAAAUGUCCUCACUGGAAGAUUUCCACUCAACUUCUGUUCUAGUGACUGCCUUAAAAUUUUGAUUUCCGAUCGCUUUCUCAGUUGCGGACUAACAACUCAUGGGGCCCCCGGGCAACAGGGUAUCAUGGGGCCCCUGUGUCCUUGCCCAAACUCAAAAAAGCCUAUGAAAAAGGUACCAGGGGCAUCUCAUGGGGCCCCCUACUGACCCUGGGCCCGCGGGCAGUGCCCGAGUUUCCAAAUGGUCAGGCCGCCCCUGGUUU